ACUUCAUUUUAUUUCUUUCUCAUCGUCGGACUUCGGUGAUAACUUGAACCCUUUUCUCUUUUGCAUCAAUGGCAGCCACGAUUUCUCGCAAACUAGCCCCCAAAUCUCUGAAACACAGCCCUCUCUCCACCUUUUUCAGUCUGCACAAAACCCAUCUCCCAAAUCUCACUUCUCCCCAAACCCCAUUAAAUCCUAACUUUAAAUUUUCCAAUUUUCCUCGAUUUUAUGGCCAAUCAACCCAAUAUCAAGAACCUAUUCUACUUAAUCACAGUAUCAGCAAAUCAUACACAAAUUGCCCCCAAAAUGGUUUUAGUAAUUAUCCACAAUUAAGAAGCAUAAACCCUAAAACCCUAAAUUAUGAAAUCUUGAAAUUUUCCCUAAUUGGAAGCCCUAGGUUCUUGUCAACUAAACCCCUUGAAAACCCAGAUCAAGAUUCUGAUGAAACCCAAAACCCAGAUCAGGAUUCUGAGAAAAUUGAAAACCUGGUUGAGGAUUCUGAAAAUGCACGAAACCCAGAUCAGGUUUUGGAUGAAUUUGCUGGAUUUAAGCACCAGGAAAUUACUGGCCCAACUGUUGAGCGAGAUGUGUCUGCUUUAGCAAAUGAAACCCGAGAAGUUCUUGAAACAAUGAUGAAGACUAUUUAUAGUUUGAGCAAAGUUUUGGCUGUUUUGGGUUUGUUUAAUCUUGGUUUGGGAGCUUGGAUAUCGUAUAUUACUCGAGAAUCAGCGAUUGCAGAGGUUUCAAUACAGAGUGUUUUGGCGUUUGGGCUUCCGUUUUCACUGGCAUUUAUGUUGAGGCAGUCUUUGAAGCCGAUGAAUUUCUUUAGGAAGAUGGAGGAUCAAGGUAGGCUUCAAAUUUUGACUUUGACUCUUCAAAUUGCUAAAAAUUUGAAUGUGUUUUUUGUGAGGGUCCGCGGGGUCGCUUAUAUGUGUGUUGCUGGUGCUGCGGUUGGUCUGGUUUUCGCGGUGCUAUAUAGAUAAAUUAUGGUUAUUGCUGAUUAUGUAUUUUGAAGAAUUAAUAUAAAGUUCAAUAAAUUUUUACAGACUAUUUGUUUCAAUUUAUAAAUUAUUAAAGAUUUACUCUUAGUUUGAUGCUA
Molecule: messenger RNA, 1096 nt
Organism: Daucus carota subsp. sativus
Lineage: Eukaryota; Viridiplantae; Streptophyta; Magnoliopsida; Apiales; Apiaceae
Exons: 1
Coding region: 69-980 (303 amino acids)
Source: RefSeq, a predicted model, not a curated record